GAGUGAUGGCGCCACCGAGGCGCAACGUGCCCGCGACGUGGAAGCGAUGUAAUCCGGAACCCAGAAACCGCAUUCACAGCGUUUGUCAGCAUUUAGAAUCCCACGUGGUUUCGUUUUGGUUAUCGGUUCAGUGUUUGAAUCAAACUGCGCCAGAACAAUGUCGGAGAACGGCGGCGAGACGGGGAUAAUUUAUCUUCACGGCGACCUGGACUUGACCAUCUUUGAGGCUCGAAACUUGCCCAACAUGGAUGUUUUCUCUCAGCAUUUCCGCCGUUGUGUCACCGCCUGUGACACUGUCAAGUUCCAUUCCGUUGACGACGUGAAGACCCGCCGUCGCCGGAGGAUUAUCACUAGCGACUCAUACGUCACCGUCUCGGUGCCGCAGUCUACUGUUGCUCGCACGCGUGUGAUAAAGAAUAUGCCGAACCCUCAGUGGAACGAGCGGUUCAGUAUCCCCUUGGCGCACCCCGUGGAGCAUUUGGAAUUUCGAGUCAAAGACGACGACGUAUUUGGUGCUCAGGUUGUGGGAACUGUGAAUAUUCCUGCACAUAGAAUUGCCUCCGGUGAGUUUAUCGCCGGAUGGUUCCCCAUUCUUGGUUCUUCCGGUAAGCCUACCAAGCCAGACACUGCUCUUCGUAUAGAAAUGAAGUUCGUAGCCGUGGAAGAGAACUUGUUGUACCGACGAGGCAUUGCGGCUGAUCCAGAACACAAGGGCGUGAUGCAAACGUAUUUUCCUCUGCGGAAGGGAAGCUCGGUGAGGUUGUACCAAGAUGCCCAUGUUCCUAAUGGCAUCCUACCUGAGAUAAAGCUAGAGGGGGGAGAGGUUUACAAGCAUGGAACAUGUUGGGAGGAUAUUUGUUAUGCUAUAUCUGAGGCUCAUCAUAUGGUUUAUCUCGUGGGUUGGUCAAUCUACCACAAAGUAAGGAUUGUGAGGGAACCUAGCAGGCCUUUGCCACGAGGUGGGGAUUUAACUCUCGGAGAACUGCUCAAAUACAAAUCUGAAGAAGGGGUGCGAGUUCUCUUGCUGAUUUGGGAUGAUAAGACUUCCCAUGACAAGUUGUUCUUCAAGUCGGCUGGAGUAAUGCAGACACAUGAUGAAGAAACCAGGAAAUUUUUUAAACAUUCUUCUAUUAUGUGUGUUCUGGCACCUCGGUAUGCUAGCAGCAAAUUGAGUUACAUGAAGCAACAAGUUGUUGGAACUAUUUUCACACAUCACCAAAAAUGCGUCCUCGUGGACACACAGGCUUUUGGUAAUAACCGUAAGAUAACUGCUUUUCUAGGAGGGCUUGAUCUAUGUGAUGGUCGCUAUGACACACCUGAGCAUCGACUAUUUCGUGAUCUUGAUACUAUAUUUUCGGGUGAUUUUCACAAUCCUACAUUUUCAGCUGGAACAAGGGCUCCUAGGCAACCAUGGCAUGAUUUGCAUUGCAGGAUCGAUGGGCCUGCCGCAUAUGAUGUUCUUCUUAAUUUUGAGCAGCGUUGGAGAAAAGCAACAAAGUGGAAAGAGUUUGGAAUACUUUUCAAAAAGGCUUCCCAUUGGCAUGAUGAUGCUUUGCUGAAAAUAGAACGCAUCUCAUGGAUAUUAAGUCCUUCCUUGCCUCGAUCAAAGGAUGGUAGCACAACUGUUCCAGGAGAUAAUCCUCUACUAUGGGUCAACAGCGAAGAUGAUACUGAUAACUGGCACGUUCAGAUAUUCCGCUCCAUCGACUCAGGAUCUCUGAAAGGGUUUCCCAAAAGGGUCGAUAUUGCUCAGUCCCAGAAUCUUACCUGCGCUAAAAAUUUAAUAAUAGAUAAAAGCAUUCAAACAGGAUAUAUUCAAGCGAUCAGAUCUGCUCAACACUUUAUCUAUAUUGAAAACCAAUAUUUUCUUGGAUCAUCUUAUGCUUGGCCAUCUUAUAAGGAUGCAGGAGCUGAUAAUCUCAUCCCAAUGGAACUGGCACUCAAAAUUGCUAGUAAAAUCAGAGCCAAGGAGAGAUUUGCAGUGUAUAUUGUUUUACCAAUGUGGCCAGAGGGUGACCCUAAUUCAGCAGCAAUGCAAGAAAUCCUCUUUUGGCAGAGCCAGACAAUGAAAAUGAUGUAUGAUGUUGUUGCAAGAGAAUUGAAAUCAAUGCAACUUGUUGAUUUGCAUCCACAAGAUUACCUCAACUUCUAUUGCCUUGGAAACCGGGAAGAAUUCCAUGAAGAGAACUCCAGUUCAAACGGUGCUUUGGUCUCCGAUUCACAUAAGUAUCACCGAUUUAUGAUUUAUGUGCAUGCUAAGGGGAUGAUUGUUGAUGAUGAGUAUGUUAUGGUGGGAUCUGCUAAUAUAAAUCAAAGGUCUAUGGCUGGCACAAAAGAUACUGAGAUAGUUAUGGGUGCAUAUCAACCUCAUCACACGUGGUUUGCUAGGAAAAGACAUCCACGUGGUCAGAUUUAUGGUUACAGAAUGUCACUGUGGGCGGAGCAUCUUGGGUUGUUAGACUCAGAUUUUGAAGAACCAGAGAGUUUGGAAUGUGUGCGUAAGGUGAACUCCACUGCGGAAGAGAAUUGGAGAAGAUACGCGUCAGAAAACUUCUCAUUAUUGCAGGGACAUAUUUUGAAGUAUCCUGUACAAGUAGAUGCUGAUGGGAAGGUCAGCCCUUUGCCGGAAUAUGAGGCUUUUGUGGACGUUGGCGGGAAAGUUAUGGGAUCUCAUUUCCCUAGAAUUCCUGAUAUUCUAACAACAUAGUUUUCUAGAGUUCUUGUUCAUAAAUGAUUGCUUCAGAUUGGUAAAUGGCAAAGAGGAAUGAGGGAGAAAGGGGGUGAAUAAGUUCUUAUUUUUCAACGUGAAUCUCUAACCUGGUAGUCAUUCAUAGACAGAGAUGACACUGGCAUGAUAUAAUGUGUAGAGUUUUUCA
This is a messenger RNA of Neltuma alba, 2876 nucleotides long. Its product is annotated as phospholipase D delta. Gene Ontology annotation, molecular function: calcium ion binding; D-type glycerophospholipase activity. Gene Ontology annotation, biological process: phosphatidylcholine metabolic process; phospholipid catabolic process. NCBI's taxonomy places the organism in Eukaryota, Viridiplantae, Streptophyta, Magnoliopsida, Fabales, Fabaceae. The record is from RefSeq and is a predicted model, not a curated record. The coding region runs from base 158 to 2707 and encodes 849 amino acids. Gene Ontology annotation, cellular component: plasma membrane. The transcript is spliced from 10 exons.